This is a messenger RNA of Scatophagus argus, 2114 nucleotides long. Its product is annotated as ras-related protein Rab-18-B. Bases 140 to 757 code for a protein of 205 amino acids. The record is from RefSeq and is a predicted model, not a curated record. Gene Ontology annotation, molecular function: GTP binding; GTPase activity. The transcript has 7 exons. NCBI's taxonomy places the organism in Eukaryota, Metazoa, Chordata, Actinopteri, Scatophagidae.
UCAAACGUUGCAGACUGGGCGGAAGUUACGCGAACAGCAGGCUGUCAACGGAGGUGCUAGCCGCCUGCUGCUCUCAAAACAAGUGAAUUCAGCGAUAAAGGCUUCGCCAAGUGAAAGUCAAGCUAGCUCUCAUAAGAAUAUGGAUGAAGACGUUCUUACUACUCUGAAGCUGCUGAUAAUUGGUGAAAGUGGAGUCGGGAAGUCCAGUCUCCUCCUGAGGUUCACAGACGAUACUUUUGAUCCAGAGCAGUCAGCAACAAUAGGUGUGGAUUUCAAAGUAAAGACACUUGCAAUAGAUGGGAACAGAGCGAAGCUCGCCAUAUGGGACACAGCUGGACAGGAAAGGUUUCGCACUUUGACACCCAGCUACUACCGCGGUGCACAGGGAGUCAUACUCGUGUAUGAUGUGACAAAGCGCGAUACAUUUACAAAGCUUGAAAACUGGCUGAAUGAACUGGAGACCUACACAACACGCAAUGACAUCGUGAAAAUGCUUGUUGGGAACAAAAUUGAUAAGGACGACCAUGAAGUGGACAGAAAUGAGGGGCUGAAAUUUGCAAGGAAACACUCUAUGCUUUUUAUUGAGGCCAGUGCAAAGACCAAAGAUGGCGUCCAGUGUGCCUUCGAGGAGCUUGUGGAGAAGAUCCUCCAGACUCCGGGGCUUUGGGAGAGUGAAAACCAGGGUCAGAAGCUCCAUCUGGGGGACCAGCAGCAGGGUGGUGGCAGGGCAUGUGGAGGAUACUGUUCCAUUCCCUGAAUCUGGACAGAACCAAAGAGCACCAACAUGAUAGGAAUCCCUGCGAACCAGAAACAGAGAGGGAAAUAGAGAAAGGGAUGGAGAUGGAGAGGUGGAACUGGAUGAGUACUUUAAAAAAUAUCUGUUGUUCGAAAGGACUUUGCUGUUUGCACACUUCCUUCUCAACCAUUAUCUGUCACAUGUGAUUGCCCUCUGUUCAAAACAUGAAUGAAAGGAUCAUGCAAAAAUAGCCUGUUGUCAAAGGAAGCGUAGUGUUUUAAAUUAACAUAACUAUGCCAAGUGUAUGUCAUGGAGUGCAUGUCUGUUUUGAAUUUAUCUUAUUGGCAACAAUGAUUCUGUUGUACAUCAAGGCAGUGAGUUAAUAGUGUAGCACAAAUAACAUGAACCAAUUUGUAGGUUACAGUAUGUAGCUUGUCAAAUUUGACUCCAAGUGAUUCCUUCUGAUCAGUACAGAAAAAAAAUACUAGUUCCCUGCUUAUGCUUUGUGAGCUGUAAAUGUCGGCUUCUACGUAUCUGCAAAGUACAAAAUGUUCUACAACUCAAACAUUUGUGGGUUUUAGUUCACAUCACUUGGACUGAAGCUGGUGGUGAAAAAGACUUGUUACGUGGAGUGUUUGUUGGCCUCCAUUUACCAUCUGUUGUUAUACACCAGAACACUGUGAAUGCCAAGUAAAACAUUUCACGAUGGUCCCCAGUUACUGACACUAGUUCAUUUUGCUGUAAAUCCAAUUAUUAUUCAUUUGAUGGUGAUUUCCAUCAAAUUCUGUGUAUUCUUUACAUGAAAAAAUCCCAAACAAGUAAUCCUCAUUUAGGAUUUUCUGUAUCCAUACCAGUCUUUUUCUUUGCAUGUCUGAUCUUGACCAUAACUUCCACAUCUAAAAGUCAAGGGUUUACAGUAUUAAGAGCGCUUGCAAUAAAUAUGCUCUUUUACUAACUUUUGUUCAGUUCACCUCUGCUCUGGCAAAAUGUCAUUUAGUUUCAGCUGGAUCCUGUAAGCUUGUUUUCUUCCCAUUCAUUUUGCAGUCUCUGUGUGGCCUAUAUAAUGUCCCACUCAUGUACUGGAGGCAUUUCUCACAUAUUAUAGUACAUAGAUAGAACAGAUAGAACAUUCCUUAGACCUGUUUGAUGUAUUGCCAUUUGUUUGAAUUCCUUUUUCUUGUUUAGAAUCAUGUUGACAUUUCCCCUUCUUUAUCACUAUACCUUUUCCUCUUGUUUUGCUGUGCACCUAUCUGAAUCACAUUCAGCAAUAUGUUAUAUUGAUAUUUGCCUUAAAACUGAAUGGCACUUGCUGCGGUUAUGGUCCAGUAACAUUGUAUUUUAUCAAACUGAAAUAAACGACAACCUCAAGAUGCCAUCA